UCAUUUAAUCUGAACCGUCCAUUUAUCCCAUCCAACGACUGUAAAACCUACCCCACUACUUCAUUUCUCCGUCAAGGGACAAAGCGAUUUUCAUCAUAAACCCUACAAGAACUCCCUCCAUUCCAUCGAUUACUCUUCUUUUCCCUCUAAAUCGCUUCGUAUUAUGUCAACGAAAGACAAGAUCUUGGGACUUUGAUGAGUGAUUAUGACACCGAUUCUCAGAUUUCUCUCGACAAGUACAAGAUUCGCACCGGAUUUGAUUACAGAAGUUCUUCGUUUAUGAGGUACGGUCUCAAGGUCGUUGUCGAGCUUUCAUAGAGGAAAAUCGAAGUAUUUUGUGAUCGGACUCGGAGGAUUUUGUUUAUCAAGUGUUUAAUUCUCGAUGAGUUGACUCAGGAGUCAGUCCGAGCCUGCUACUGUUAAUAUUCAGCGAUUUGGGGGUCUGAAAGACGGUUACGUAACAGGAAACGAAGAUCUGCUCUUAUUGCAUGACGGGUUGAAGGUACGGGUCGAUGCCUUCAGUUGGGAUGAGACGGUCGAUGAGGGUUUUUGGUACUAGGGUUUUGAGGUCUGGAAGGAGAUUGUGGUCUGCCCCUUUUGGAGAGAAUAAUCAUAAGAAAUCGUCCCCAAGUGAACCGGAAGUCUGGAUCCGUCUCCUUGAGAAUUCUAGCGGUGAGGGUGGCACUAUUGAAAAUGAUCAGCCGGAAGAUUCUGACUCGAAUCGAGACUUGGCUGCAAUGGAUAUAGACGACAAGUCUGUAUCAUAUGGAUCUGAUCAAAAUCUGUCAUUUGGAGGUGAUACUGGUAAUGUGGAUAGGUAUGGUCUUGUUUACAGACGGAAAAGGAAAAUAGCAGAUCCGGGCGAUAGGAUUUUUGGAAAGAAGUACUUCAGGAAGAAAUGGAGAAAACGUAAUAAAAGAGGAGAUGUGGGUUUCUCUUUAAUUACUGAAUCCAUUGAUGGGGAUAGUAGUGGUUGGCUUGUUUGCUUCUUGAACUUGGUUUUAAGAUACAUGUCUGUGAAGGCUAAUUUUAGACUGUCAAGUCUUUCUUCCUUCAUGCUUUCCGAACCUCUGUCGAUGAUUUUCUCGUCGCAUGGAAUUCUCUCUUCUUGGGCUCCCUCCUGGGUUACAAGGUCAGGUAUUUGCAAGAUUUCUGGAGCCAGAUGCUUUAUACCAUUGUUUACUCUGGAAUUUUCGGCUGUUCCUUCCUGUUUUAUGUACUUGCACUCAACUCUACUUCUAAAGUCGGCUAGAUUUCCCAACAUUUUGGAGAACUCAGGUAUGGAAGAAGACAGUAGUGAUAUUGAUGAUUUUGGUCAGCAGUCAUCAUUUGAAACUACUUCUCUCGUCAAACGAGAUUCAUUAUUGCUAGACAGUGAUAUUGGUAAGGAGGACGUUUUAGAAAACACCGAUUCUAAAUUAACUGGCAAAUCUGUGCUAUAUGUGAAGAAAGCUUCGAAUUCUCGAAGCAAGUCACAGAAAAGGAGGAGCUCUUCGAGGUCUGUAAGAGUCAACAACCAACCCACUCUUUCUGUACAUGAGAGCAAGAGAUCUUCAGUUCCAUGUCGUACACCUAAGAGUCCUAUCCAGAAAACUGCGGAAUCGACAAUCAAGGAUCUGAAAUUUUCCUUGACAGAAUUAAUACAAGAUAUUGAUUCAACUAGCUGUGGGGCAAACAUUCUAGUUAUGGAACCUGACAAAUGUUAUAGAGUAAAUGAUGUUGUUAUAAAAGUAGAGAUGUCUUCUCCAAAGAAAUGGUCUGUUGUAGUGAGUAAGGACAGAAUUUUGCAGUACAAUCUUGAUGCACAGAAGAUCAUGAGACCUUGUAGCACUAACCGUGUCACACAUGACAUAAUAUGGACAGAAGAUAACUUCAGUUGGAAGCUAGAGUUUCCAAACAGACGAGACUGGGUGAUAUUUAAAGAGCUUUACAGGGUAUGCUUUGAGCGUAAUUUUCUGAUUGCAACUGCCAGUGCCAUCCCGGUACCCAAGGUUCAAAAAAUACCGUACUAUGAUGACUAUGAGAAUGGUCCUUUUGUACUUCCAGAGUUAUAUAUAAGUGUGAAAGGUGAUGAGUUGACAAGGGCAUUGACAAAAAGAACUGCUAUAUAUGAUAUGGAUUCUGAUGAUGAGGAAUGGCUUGAGAAUUUCAACACUGAGAGUUCUUUAGUUAACCAACAACAUGAACAACUUCCAAUGGAGCAUUUUGAGUUAAUAAUUGAUGCUUCUGAGGAAAAUCUCACCAGCCACCCUGAUGACAAUGAUGCGUCAGAUCUAUCCAUAGAUAUGGCAAAUAAGAAAGUUGUGGAGGCUGUAUAUAGUUACUGGGUGAGAAAGCGGAAGGAUAAUCAUUCUACACUAAGUAGGAUUUACCAGUCAUAUCGGCCAAGAAGGGAUCGAUUACGCACAAAGACUAUUAUACGCAAGAAAAGAACAUCUGCAAGAAUACCGCGUCAGCCUGGGAGGGACAAGCUCCUCUGGCAGAGUAUUCAGAAUGAAUUAAACGCUUUAGAAGAACAGAAAGCCUUGCAUAAGUGUGUAGAAGCAAAAGCUGAAGCAAGUAGAUUGGAAGGGUUAGCAAUUGAACAACGCAAAAGGGCUCAACUGCUCAUGGAGAAUGCGGAUCUGGCUACUUAUAAAGCAUUAAUGGCACGUAGGUUAGCUGAAGCAGCAGCAGCCCAAAGUUCAGAAUUGAUGGAUGCAGUUGCAGCAUCACUUUUUCUUGAAUGAGUGCUGUGAGGGACUGACAAAAUCUAAUUAUUGGUUUGUCAAAUUGCACGCAACCGUUUUUGGGGAGCGAGCUACAGGAUAAAAACAUAAAACUCGGCAGUCUGAACUUUUUUUGUUUGCGUUUUUUUGGUGUAAAUUGUUAGUUAGGCUAGACUGCUAGGACAAGUAGAUGUACAUUAAGUAGUAUCUAUCAUUAACUAAGCUUACAGAAGGUGUAAUUUUAUUUCUACACAAUUAACUCUUGGCAAAAUUUGGUCAAAUUUUAUGUGCCAUUCAGUGGAUAUGGUG
Impatiens glandulifera is the source of this 3017-nucleotide messenger RNA. RefSeq lists its product as uncharacterized. The record is from RefSeq and is a predicted model, not a curated record. The transcript has 4 exons. Gene Ontology annotation, cellular component: piccolo histone acetyltransferase complex. Gene Ontology annotation, biological process: regulation of transcription by RNA polymerase II. The coding region runs from base 513 to 2729 and encodes 738 amino acids. NCBI's taxonomy places the organism in Eukaryota, Viridiplantae, Streptophyta, Magnoliopsida, Ericales, Balsaminaceae.